Messenger RNA from Ambispora leptoticha, 441 nucleotides. The record is from the annotation of a GenBank genome assembly. NCBI's taxonomy places the organism in Eukaryota, Fungi, Glomeromycota, Glomeromycetes, Archaeosporales, Ambisporaceae.
AUGUUCAUAGUUAAGCAUGAGGAUAGAAUCUAUGAAUUAAUAUUUGCCGAAUGUUCACGUAUUGUUUGUGGUGGCACCAAAGAAGAAGAUGAUAGAGUGAAACUGUGGCGGGAACUUAAUGAUGGCUUAUAUUGGGCGAAUAGAGGGUGUAGAUUGGUUGAAAAUGAGUUCGGUAUUCUUGGGUUCCAAGUUGCUGGACAAAAGUUUAAUCUAUAUGUUCUUAUCCGAGAUCAUGAAGAUAUAAGCCGUCUAUUUCUUUUACGAUCUGUAGAUAUCCCGACACAGUAUACAGAUAACAAAAAAGCUGUAUUUGAAUUUGUAGAGACUUUGUUGUUGCUACGAAGAAUCUUGAUCGUUGAUCUGUCUUUGCUAUUUAACUCUAGAACGCGUGGUAGUGAUGAAGGUAGUUCGACAGUAUCUUCGCCCCCACCUAAUACUUAA